Molecule: messenger RNA, 969 nt
Organism: Gallus gallus (chicken)
Lineage: Eukaryota; Metazoa; Chordata; Aves; Galliformes; Phasianidae
Gene: URAH
Product: 5-hydroxyisourate hydrolase
Exons: 4
Coding region: 406-897 (163 amino acids)
Biological process (GO): purine nucleobase metabolic process
Molecular function (GO): hydroxyisourate hydrolase activity
Source: RefSeq, a predicted model, not a curated record
GUGCGGGGAUAGCGGCACUCAGCCCGGCAGCUCCGUGGGGAGGGCAGCUGGAGCAGGGCACGGCCUUCUGAGUGGUGGCACCGGACGUGGGGAGCUGGCGGAGCACGAUGGAGGUGAGGCAGGUAAGCCACCGGGUGCCCUCAUGUGCUGUUGUGCCUCCAGCACUCCCCGCUCAGCCGGCAGCCAAGGCCCAUAGGCGGUUCCGGGCUGGAAGCAAACACCCACCCCACGCAGAAGAGAUUGGCGUCUCUCGGACGUCCCACCCCAUAGAGGGGCAGGUGCAUUGCUCUGACCCUGCGCCGGCCGCCUGCCCCAGGCAGCCCGGGAGCACUUGCAGGGUUAAUAUCUCCCGCACGUGACACGGUGACACUGCAGAUCAGUGCAGGCCGGGAAGGCGAUGGGGACAUGGCUGCUUCCAGGCAGCCAGCAGCAUGCAGGCACGGGGCUGAGCAGGAAGCCAGGCAGGCAGCCCUCCUUCCUGGCAGAACGCCCACGCCACAGGCUCCAGCCAAGCCCGAGAUGCUGAGCGGGUCCCUGACCACCCAUGUGCUGAACACAGCCACAGGGCUGCCCGCUGCCGGCCUCGCUCUGCGCCUGGCAAAACUGGGGGAGCCAGGGGGACAGUGGAUGGAGCUGGCGCACAGCCCCAUUCUGCUUCCUUCUGCUUUCAGGUGGACGGACGCAGACGGGCGCUGUUUGCCCCUCCUGCCCCCUGGGCAGGCUGAGGCUGGCACCUAUAAACUGCACUUUGAGACAGCGGCUUACUGGCAGGGCCUGGGGCACACCAGCUUCUACCCCUUCGUGGAGGUCGUCUUCACCAUCACUGACCCAGCCCAGAAGCUGCAUGUCCCACUGCUGAUCAGCCCCUACUCCUACACAACAUACCGGGGCAGUUAAGGCAAGGCACAUCCUCGCUCCAGUGCCACGGGGGAACUAUUUGACUGAUACCAUUAAAGGACUCAAACAGCA